Messenger RNA from Gopherus flavomarginatus (Mexican gopher tortoise), 1529 nucleotides. RefSeq names its product JunD proto-oncogene, AP-1 transcription factor subunit (gene JUND). The record is from RefSeq and is a predicted model, not a curated record. The coding region runs from base 23 to 1003 and encodes 326 amino acids. Gene Ontology annotation, cellular component: transcription regulator complex. Gene Ontology annotation, molecular function: RNA polymerase II cis-regulatory region sequence-specific DNA binding; transcription factor binding; DNA-binding transcription factor activity, RNA polymerase II-specific. Gene Ontology annotation, biological process: regulation of cell cycle; regulation of transcription by RNA polymerase II; regulation of cell population proliferation. The transcript has 2 exons. Lineage: Eukaryota; Metazoa; Chordata; Testudines; Testudinidae.
CCCCCCGCGGCGGCGGGGGAGGAUGGAAACACCCUUCUACCAUGACGAUGUGUUGAGCGGCUUCGGCAGCGGCUCGGCCCCGUCCCGCGGCAGCGGCAGCAGCAGCGGCCUCGCCCGGCCCUUCCCCGGCGGCAGCAUGAUGAAGAAGGACGCGCUCGGCCUCAGCGACCAGGUGGUGGCCACCCUGAAGGCGCCCGGCCAGGCGCUCCACCAGCUGCGGGGCGCGGCCGGCGGCGGGGGCGAGGGCCCGGCCCUGCUGAGCUCCGCCGAGCUGGGGCUGCUGAAGCUGGGCUCGCCCGAGCUCGAGCGGCUCAUCAUCCAGUCCAACGGGCUGGUGACCACCACGCCGACCAGCAGCCAGUUCCUCUACCCCAAGGUGGCGGCCAGCGAGGAGCAGGAGUUCGCCGAGGGCUUCGUCAAGGCGCUGGAGGAUCUGCACAAGCAGAACCAGCUGGGGGCGGGCGGCGGCGCCGCCGGGGGCCCGCCCGGGGACCUGCCCCCCGCCGCCAGCCUGGCCCAGCCGCCGCCGCCGCCCCCCGAGCCGCCGGUCUACGCCAACCUGAGCAGCUACCCCGGCACGACGGUGAACUACGCCACCGAGACCGUGCCCUACCCGCCGCCGCCCGGGCUGGGGGGCGCCCCGCCGCACCCGCGCCUGCAGCCGCCGCCGCUCAAGGACGAGCCGCAGAUCGUGCCCGAGGUGCCCAGCUUCGGCGAGAGCCCGCCGCUGUCGCCCAUCGACAUGGACACGCAGGAGCGCAUCAAGGCGGAGCGCAAGCGGCUGCGGAACCGCAUCGCCGCCUCCAAGUGCCGCAAGAGGAAGCUGGAGCGGAUCUCGCGGCUGGAGGAGAAGGUGAAGAGCCUCAAGAGCCAGAACACGGAGCUGGCCUCCACCGCCAGCCUCCUGCGCGAGCAGGUGGCGCAGCUCAAGCAGAAGGUGCUGAGCCACGUCAACAGCGGCUGCCAGCUCCUGCCGCAGCAGCACCAGGUGCCGGCCUACUGAGCGCCGUGCGGGGCUGUGCCGCCGUGCGGGGCUGUGCGUGCCCGGGCCCCGGGACUGAGCGCCGUGCGGGGCUGUGCGUGCCCGGGCCCCGGGACUGAGCGCCGUGCGGGGCUGUGCGUGCCCGGGCCCCGGGACUGAGCGCCGUGCGGGGCUGUGCGUGCCCGGGCCCCGGGACUGAGCGCCGGGCCGGGCGCCUCAAGACUCGGAACUGCCCCUGUCUUGCAGGGGGCCCCGCUCCCUCAGCCAGGACCCGCAGCUCCUGGCGAGCGCUGCGGCGCGGACUCCUGCCCUCGCCAGGGACCGGACAAGCUCGGCCCGCGGGCUCCGAGCGCACCAAUCCACGAGACUGCAGAGCUACUCGGGUUCCGCCUCGGCAGAGCCGGGCCCGGGGCGGCCCCAGGCGAUAAGCUGAAGUGUUCUGUUGUUUGAAGUGUUCUUGCUCUAUUUAUGUUUAUACUGGGCCCAAUGUUCCUCCCCCUUGUUCUGUGCGCCACAUUCCAGUGUGCAGUAAAGUCUUGUGCCGGGA